GGCUCGGCCCUGCUCUGUCGGGGGCGGGGGGGCCCUGGCACCGGGCUGCGCACCGCCCCUAGCAACCACGGGCCAAUGGCGCGCCGCCUUGCAGAAUCCGGAAGUGGGGUGGUGCCUGGCAGCGCGGGGCCACCGGAUUGGUCCGCCGGCAGGGGCGAGGCCAGUGCGCUACGGCCGGUGGCCACGCCCUCGGGUUCCUGCGGCGCCGGCCCACGUGCGCGCCGGGGCGCCAUGGUGCGGGGCGAGGCCGGGGCCGCGGCCGCCCCCGCGAUGGAGCCGCUGGUGCUGGUGGCGCCCGUCACCGCGCUCGCCUUCGUGGGGGACCAGCUGCUGGCCGGCGAGGGCCCCGGCGUGGUGCUCUACAGCCCGGCGGCGGAGGCGGGCGCGGGCGCGGGGCGCCGGGCGCGGCGGGUGCUGCGGGGCCACACGGUGCACGGGCUCCGCGAGCGGAAGGAGCCCCUGGCCGGCGCCGCGGGCCCCGCGCUGGCCGCCUUCGGGGGCAAGGGCCUGGCCGUGCUGGAGCUGCGCGGGCGCGGGGCGGCGGCGGAGCUGGUGCCGCGGGGGCCGCCCUGCGAGCUGCCCGACUGGGUGUGGGACGCGCGCUGGCUGCGGGGCGCGGGCGAGCAGCUGGCCCUGGCGCUGGCCCACAACGCCGUGGCGCUGUUCGACUGGGCGGCGCGGCGCACCCUGCGCGAGGCGCGCUGCCAGGACCGCGGCGUGCUCUACUCGGCGCUGCUGGCCGGCGACGCCUGGCACGACCUGGCGCUGGUGGCCGGCACCGUGGGCAAGCAGCUGGUGGUGUGGCGCGCGGCCGAGCCGGCCCAGGCGGACGGCGGGGUGCGGCCGCGGGCGCGCCUGGCCGGCCACGACGGCGUCGUCUUCAGCAUGUGCUACGCGCCGGGCCGCGGGCUGCUGGCCUCCGCCGCCGACGACCGCAGCGUGCGCCUCUGGGACGUGGGCGACCUGCGCGCCCCCCGCACGCCCGCCCGCUGCCUCUGGGUGCGCUACGGCCACCAGGCGCGCGUGUGGGCCGUGCAGCUGCUGCGCGACGGCCUGGUCAGCGCCGGCGAGGACUGCGCCUGCCUGCUGUGGAGCCCCGGCGGCGACGUGGUCCGCAGCUUCCAGGGGCACCGGGGCCGCGGCGUCCGGGCCGUGGCCGUGCACGAGGAGCGGGGCUGGCUGGCCACGGGCGGGAUGGACGCCGGGACGCGGCUCUGGCACCUCCGCGGGGACGAGCUGCAGCAGCGGGACCUGGGCGCGCCCCCGGGCAGCGGGGCCCCCCGGGCCGUGCGGCUCGUGGAUCCUGACCAGCUGCUGGUGCUGACGGACGCGGGCGCCGUCCAUGCCUGCGACGUGGGCUCCGGGCGCUGGAGCCCGGUGCUGGAGGACGGGCGCUUCCGCUCCUACGGGCUGCUGGAGGUGGCGCGGCUGCCGGGCCGAGCCGCGCUGGUUGCCAUGGGCAGCCUGGGGGGGUACGUCCGGGUCUUCCCCUUGGAGCACGUGGCGGGCGGGGCGGAGCGGCAGCUGUUUGCAGGCAAGGUGCACAGCCUGAGCUGGGCCUCGCGCCCAGGCAGCGACCCCGGCACCUGCGCGCUCUUCGCCUCGGGCCCUGAGGGUGCCUUGUUCUGGCUGGAGGCCUGCUGCGGCCCCGGGGGCCAGGGCUUGGUGCUGAUCCCCCGGGGACGCUACCUGCUGCCACUUUGCAGACACCGCUGGCACACCAGCGCCGCCUUCCUGCCCCAGGACGGGCUCUGGGUCUGCGGUGACCGCAGGGGCUCUCUGCUGCUCUUCCCCUGCGGCCCGGACCCUGCCCGAGGGGAGGGAGAGAGCGAGGAGCCCCCGGCCUGCGGAAACACCCCUGAACCCACUGGCGAGUCCCCCGCGCAGGGUCCCGUCUCCCUCCUCUUCGGGCUGCAUGGGAAGAUGGGCGUGACCUCGGUGACCUGUCACGAGGGCCUGGUGUACAGCACGGGCAGGGACGGCUGCUUCCGGCAGCUGCGGGUGCGAGCUGGGCAGCUGGAGGAGCUGCGGCGGCAGAGGCCCGGCAAGGGGCUGGAGUGGGUGGAGGAGCUGCGCUUCACACCCGACGGUGACCUGCUGGUGCUGGGCUUCCACGCCGAUAGCUUCGUGCUGUGGAGCACCUGUGCCGGCGCCCCGCUGCGCUGCCUGCCCUGCGGCGGGGGCCACCGCUCCUGGAGCUACCAUCGCGGCACGGCCACCGAUGCCUUCUCCUGGGUGCAGGCCGGGGCCGUGCACGUCUGCUGCGGCCAGGCAGGCUCCUCUGGGCUGCAGGUGCUGCGCGAGGCCCUGCAUGGGCGGCAAGUCACAAGUGUGCGGCAUGUGGGGGCCGUGCUUGGACCAGGCCGCCCUCCCCUGCAUGUGCUCGUCACGGGCAGCGAGGACACCACAGCCACGGUCCUGGCCCUCAACACAGAGGACAGCACGGCCACGCCGCUCACCACACUCAGCGACCACAUCUCUAGCAUCAGAGCCUUGGCCAUAGCUGCUGGGAGCCUGAGCCCGCCUGUGCCCGGGGAGCUGUCGGCCCUGCUGGUGUCGGCAGGGGGCCGGGCGCAGCUGGAGUGCUACCGGCUGCUGCUGAGCGCAGCCCCCACGGCCCCAGCUGGCAUCGCCUGCCUGGUGCUGCACGUGGCCUCCCACCGGCUGGACGAGCGCUGGGACCGCAUGAGAAACAAGCACCGCAUGGUCAAGAUGGAUCCUGAGACAAGGUACAUGCGCAUUGCGGUCGUGGUUGGCGCUGAUGCCACAGAGCUGCCGCCACCUUGCGUGGUCCUGGCUGCUGCUUGCAGCGACGGAUCUGUGCGGCUGUUUGUGCUGCAGGAGGCUGCCCGGUGCCUGCAGCUCGUUGCCGAGUCCUUCCACCACCAGCGCUGCGUCCUCCAGGUGGAGGCCUUUGUGCACCGGCCGGCUGGCGGUGCCAGGAAACACUUCCUGUGCAGUGCCGCCACGGAUGGCAACAUUGCCUUCUGGGAUAUCACCGCCACCGUCGCUCAGGCCACGGCAGCCCCGGAGCCAACGGACGAGGAGACGCAGCCCUGGGACCUGGGUGCCCCAGUGCUGACCGUCCCAGCACACAGCUGUGGUGUGAACAGCCUCCAUGUCCUGGAGAUUCCCUGCGGGCGCUUCCUGGUGGCCAGCGGCAGUGACGAUGGCUCCAUCCACGUGUGUGUUGUGGCUGUGGGUGCAGCCACCACGCCAGUCCUGUUGCAGGAGCAGCUGCAGCAGCCAAGCGCCCACGCAGCCUCUGUGACAGGGCUGCGGCUGCUGCAGCCUGACCUGCUGGCUUCUGCCUCUGUGGACCAGCGCCUUGUGCUGUGGCACCUGGGCAAGGCAGGCCUCGCCUUCCUGGGUGCCAGGUUUUGCCCCGUGGCAGAUGUGGCGGAGCUGGACUGCUGGGAAGCCACGGGGCCGGGGGAGCAGCCAGGCUACUGCUGCGCGCUGGCCGGGCAGGGCCUGGAGGUCAUGUGGUGCCAGGCCUGAGCGGGCAAUAAAGGGCUGGUGACCUGGG
Alligator mississippiensis (American alligator) is the source of this 3529-nucleotide messenger RNA. It is a transcript of the gene WDR6, whose product is annotated as WD repeat domain 6. NCBI's taxonomy places the organism in Eukaryota, Metazoa, Chordata, Crocodylia, Alligatoridae. Gene Ontology annotation, molecular function: protein binding. Bases 76 to 3501 code for a protein of 1141 amino acids. The transcript has 6 exons. The record is from RefSeq and is a predicted model, not a curated record. Gene Ontology annotation, cellular component: cytoplasm. Gene Ontology annotation, biological process: tRNA methylation.